AUGGCGGCGACGACGAAAACGACGACGACGAAGAAGAAGAAAAGGAGGAAGAAAAGGAAAAACGAUUUCGACGACGACAUCACUAAUAAUGUUUCCUCCGAAAAAGAAACGACGACGAAGAGGAAGAGAAAAAGAGGUUCAGGUGAUGAUGAUGAUGAUGUGGGUGAGCUUCUGGUGAAAAUGUACCCGCACGGGUCUUUUCUUCGCCCGCUGUUCGUGCACCGACAAACGCAAAAAGACAUUCGAGACAUUCGAGAAGAAGAAGAUGAUGAAGAAAACAAAGAAGAAGAAAAAGCGGCGGCAUCUUCGGCAUCGUUUGCAGCCGCGACGGUAUUAGUCACCGGAUUCCCGUUCGAGUGGCACAACGAAUUCUCCAUUCAGGAUUUAUUCUCCGCCUCUUUCGGUGAAACGAAACGAGUGCAACUGAUUCGAUUAAAAACGAAUUCAGAAGCGAAGAGCGCUUUGGUGACGUUCGAACAGACCAAGAGUUUACAAAAGUUAUGGAAGAAAAUCGAAGAGAAGACAAUCGUAGAAGCACCGAUGACGACGAGAAUAGGAAUAGGCUCACCUCCUCCUCCCCAGUUCGGUUUGGAUAAGUUUGUGUACGAACACAGACUCCGACGCAAAGGCGGCGCCAAGGCGGCGAAAGCGACCGUCGACGAGUGGUUUCGAAACCGCGCCAAGGAAAAGGAAAUAGAAAAACGGAAACGCGCGAGAGAAGAGGAAGACGACGGAUGGACCGUCGUGCAACAAAAACGAGGGAGACGGAAAACGAGCGAUAAUCAAGGGAUAACCGUCGGUGGGGUUCGAGCGAGCACCGUGGAGAGACGCAGGAAAGAAGCUUUGACGAUGGAAGGCGAAGACGGCGACGCUACGACUACUACUAGUUCUUCCUUUUACAGAAAAAAGAAGAAAGGCACGCUCGGUUUAGCUCCCGUGGAGAAUUUUUACAAGUUUCAAUCUCGAGAGAGGCGAAGGAACGAUUUAAUCGCUUUGCAGAGAGGGUUUCAGGCGGACAAAGCGAAAGUCUUAGCCAUGAAAGCCGCCAGGAAGUUCAAGCCGGUGUAA
Messenger RNA from Bathycoccus prasinos, 1068 nucleotides. RefSeq lists its product with no specific name. The coding region runs from base 1 to 1068 and encodes 355 amino acids. Gene Ontology annotation, molecular function: RNA binding. The record is from RefSeq and is a predicted model, not a curated record. Lineage: Eukaryota; Viridiplantae; Chlorophyta; Mamiellophyceae; Mamiellales; Bathycoccaceae. Gene Ontology annotation, cellular component: CURI complex; UTP-C complex. The transcript has a single exon. Gene Ontology annotation, biological process: ribosomal small subunit assembly; rRNA processing.